Aspergillus alliaceus is the source of this 1125-nucleotide messenger RNA. RefSeq lists its product as uncharacterized. Gene Ontology annotation, biological process: regulation of transcription by RNA polymerase II. The transcript is spliced from 2 exons. The record is from RefSeq and is a predicted model, not a curated record. Bases 1 to 1125 code for a protein of 374 amino acids. Gene Ontology annotation, molecular function: DNA-binding transcription activator activity, RNA polymerase II-specific. NCBI's taxonomy places the organism in Eukaryota, Fungi, Ascomycota, Eurotiomycetes, Eurotiales, Aspergillaceae.
AUGGGUGUCAACAAUUGCGAUGAGCAUCGACCGAAGUGCAAAAAUUGUGAGCGCCAACGGAGUACCUGUGAUUACGCUUCGUCUGGCCCCUGGCAAUGGAGGGUCGACAUCCGAGGAAGCCGUGGCGAGGCAUCUAUUCCAGAACACAGACGACUUGACAACACUGCCCUGGAUCAACCCCGAGCUCAGAAUCUGCAGCGAGAACAUCAAGCACAGGAGGUGAAUACCCAACAUUGCAGGUUGCUCAUACAUUGGACGACUGCAGUGUAUCAAUCGGUAUCUCGGAGCACGGAUGUGGAGUGGAUUUGGCAAGUUGUGAUUCCCAACCUAUCCUUAACGCAGCCAUGCCUACUGCGUGGGAUAUUUGCACUCUCCUCUCUUCACCUUAGCCUCUCCGCAGCAAAUCCUACAGAUCGUGAAGAUCUGCUGCAGAGUGCGUUGAAUUAUCACAGCCAAUCAUUACAGCUCUUCGCUCCAACCCUGGAGGACUUGACGCGUUCGGAUUGUAACGCAGCAUUUUCUCUAUCACUCAUCUUGAUCCUCUUCUCGUUCGCUGCCCCCUUAUUGGUGGUUGGAGAUUCCGACUUGGACGCUAUAUAUGAAUUGCACCAGGUUUGCGUAUUCGUCAAAAAGAUGAUGAAUUUCUCGGUGGGUAUCUAUGAGACUGUCAAGAGUGGGGUUCUGGGCCCGCUCGUGCACAUAGAUGACUCCGUCUCUGAGUUGUCUGGCUCUCCUCUUACUGCCAUUGCCUGUCUGAGUGACCUAAAUUCUAGGGCUUACGACAGGAAUCCCAGUCAUGAAUUCCAGAUGUACCAAGAAUCAAUCGAUCGUCUAGUAGACCCUUUUGGGCAAUUAGGCGAUCCCGGAAAUCAUCGACUAUCAGGGGUCUUUAUGUGGGUCUUCCACGUUCCUGAUCGGUUCUUUGAGCUAGUCCAAAAGAGGGAUGCUUUUGCUCUCAUCAUUCUCGCUCACUUCUGUGUCCUAUUGCACGACUUACGCAAUCAUUGGUGGAUGUCUUCUUGGGGAUACAAAGUGAUUGUGGCCAUCUACCAGACCUUAGACGCAGACCUCAGGUAUUCGCUGUCAUGGGCUUUGUUACAGAUCGGGUACACGGGCGACAUUUGA